Molecule: messenger RNA, 699 nt
Organism: Striga asiatica
Lineage: Eukaryota; Viridiplantae; Streptophyta; Magnoliopsida; Lamiales; Orobanchaceae
Source: the annotation of a GenBank genome assembly
AUGAAGCGGGUCGUACGGAGAAUGGGGCGCCAUUCGAGAACUCGGGCUCGCGGGCUGAGCGUGGACCCGCUUCUGACACUGCAACAGCUGGCACGCGAAGCCCACGUUCGGAUUCGUCACUCCCCUAGCCGUUUUCACGAACUCGAACGCAUCGUCGAAGCUCUUACAUUCUCUCCACAUGAGAUAAGCUAUGACGAGCGAAGUCGAGCGAGAAACUCCAUGACAACAGUGGACGAACACGCGUCCUCCCUGUUCUCGGACAUCCUCGAAAUAAUCAAAAACAUCGUACAGAAUGCUCGUGAUGUCCUCGGACGGGCAGUCCUGCAGCCAAAGGGUCUUGUACACAAGCUCGUUUUUGAAAUACUCGGGGCAGCUGAACCCAACGCAGUUCAGCACGUGGGUUAUCCCGCGAGCUUGUCCUUUCUGCACUCGAAUUCUCUAUCGGGAGCUGGGUUUUCACGGGGGGUGGAUGAGUGGGGUUUUGCACCAGGGGUAAGGGGGUUGGGCCAAACCCCGAGGUCGUCCGAGCCAGCUUUGGGCCAGUCCUCGAUGGUGGGCCGGAUUAUGGAGAGAGGCUGGAGUGGGGGUAAGCAAGCACGGGCUUUGCUGUUCCAUUGCGGGCCCGAACUGGAUUUUCGGCGUUCAGACCAUGAGACGGAUCUUGAGUAUGUUCUCCAAUUUUUGCCAGGUGAUGAUGCC